AUGUGCCCCCAGACCAAGGUCCGCAUGAUCAACGCCCUCCAUCACCGCAAGUGCUUCGUUUCCAUGACUGGUGACGGCGUCAACGACUCCCCCGGCUUAAAGCAGUCUGGUAUUGGUAUUGUCAUGGGUCUCGCCAUGUCUGCUCUUUACCUAGCUUCGUUCGUCCUUAUUCUUUACGAAUUUGGCCUCGGUAAGGCCGAUAUUGGCGAGAACUACAACAACGAGUACAGCGAGGAUUGCAAGGUCAUCUUCCGUGCUCGCGCGACGACUUUUGCUUGCCUGACCUGGUUGGCGCUCUUCCUCGCUUGGGAAAUGGUCAAUAUGCGUCCCUCCCUGUUCCGAAUGCAGUUCACUCAGUGGAUGCACGACGUCUGGCGCAACCAGUUCCUCUUCUGGGCCAUCGUGGCAGGCUUCGUCACUAUGUGCCUUUAA
This is a messenger RNA of Fusarium keratoplasticum, 432 nucleotides long. RefSeq lists its product as uncharacterized. Gene Ontology annotation, biological process: calcium ion transmembrane transport; intracellular calcium ion homeostasis. The record is from RefSeq and is a predicted model, not a curated record. Bases 1 to 432 code for a protein of 143 amino acids. The transcript has 2 exons. NCBI's taxonomy places the organism in Eukaryota, Fungi, Ascomycota, Sordariomycetes, Hypocreales, Nectriaceae. Gene Ontology annotation, cellular component: plasma membrane. Gene Ontology annotation, molecular function: P-type calcium transporter activity.